AUGCAGAAGGUUGACCUUGGAAACAAGGCACCUGAACUUAGGGAGCGUGCCGGCAUGGUCGCCGAUGACUCUCUCGCAGCUGAAUCCUACCGCAAAGAUGGCGAGUUCGCCAAGAAUGCCAGUGUGAAGCCCGAAAAGUUUCAAACCGACCAAAACAUCCACAGCGGCCCCAAGGCGGCACAACAGGGCAACGGUGGUAGCGCGCCGUCGUACCUUGUUGAUACGCAGUUGCGCGACCGAGGCGGCCCGCACGGCAAGAACAUCCGUGAAGAAAACUUGGAUUUGCCGGACAACAGCGAUGGCCUCAAGCGCGCGCUGCGGUCGGAGCCCGGUUCCGAGGACGAUCCCAGCCGUCUGGCGGAGCAGCAGCUUCAAGGACAAAACGCCAUUUCCGGCUCAGCACCACCUGUGCGGGAUACAGCGGGCGGCAACAGCUUUGGGAAUCUUGACAAUAACAGGCCAUCCUAA
Molecule: messenger RNA, 468 nt
Organism: Cordyceps fumosorosea ARSEF 2679
Lineage: Eukaryota; Fungi; Ascomycota; Sordariomycetes; Hypocreales; Cordycipitaceae
Exons: 1
Coding region: 1-468 (155 amino acids)
Source: RefSeq, a predicted model, not a curated record